AUGCUCGGCAAGAAGCCCACGACGAGCGAUCGGACGCAGUACCUCGAUCUCGCGGCGCAGAGCGAUAGCCCGGACCCGGGGUAUUAUCCGCGCGACCCGCUGCCGCCGCAGAGCGAGUUUGGCGGGGAGAGCAGUGCAGCUGGAAAGAAGAGGGAGGAUGCGGGCGUGCUCACGCGGCAUGUGUCCACGCGGAGCAAGGCCUCAACUCAAACGCGCAGCUCAGCCCGCUCCGGCGGCAGCGGGCUGUCCGGCGCGACAAAGACGUCGGCCCUCUCGCGCUCCACGCGCCCCACGUCCGGCUCGGGCGAAGGAAAGGAGGCGGGGCCGAGCGGGGGCGGGAGCGGGAUGGAGAGGAGGCCUAGUACGAGGAGUGUGGACUCGGGCGCGACGCUCGUGGGGAGCGCGAUGAGGAGGAAGAUGGACUAUGUUGAUCCGGUGCGCAGCUUUCGGGAUGGGGCUGGACGGCUGGGCAGGAUAAGGGAGUUGAUGGAGAAGGAGAAGCUGGACUACUACAUCGUCCCCUCCGAAGACGCGCACCAAUCCGAAUACGUCGCGCCCGCCGACAAGCGGCGCGAGUGGCUCACGGGCUUCACGGGCUCCGCCGGCGUCGCGGUCGUCUCGCUCUCCAACGCCUAUUUGGUUACGGACUCAAGGUACUGGGGCCAGGCGCGCAAGGAGCUCGAUCGCGAGAUAUGGAGCUUGAUACCGGCGGGCGCGCCGGAGGGGCCGGGGGACUAUGUCGAGUGGCUUGUCGACCGCGCCCGCGCCGCCCGCGUCGGCGUCGACGCGCGCAUGGUCUCGCUCGACAAGGCCACCGCGCUCCAGACCGGCCUGGCGAAAGUGGGGAGCAAGCUGGCGUUCCCGCAUCAGAAUUUCGUUGAUAUUGCCAGGGGCAGCGACAGGCCGGCGCGGAGCAACAAGCCGAUCCAGGUGCACGGGAUCGAGUAUACGGGGCGCGACGCGAGCAAGAAGUUGCGCGAUGUCCGCGACUGGAUUCAAGCCCAACCGCCCGCGGUCCCGCAGUACGCCUCCGCAAAGGCCAAGGCGGCGGGCCCGACGAGCGCACAGAGGCAUGUGGGGAUGAUGGAGAGCGGGUUGAGCGCGAUCGCGUACGUGCUGAACCUGCGCGGGGACGACGUGCCGUUCAACCCCGUGUUCCACGCGUACCUCUAUAUUGGCCUGGAUAAGACGAUAUUGUUCGUUGAUUCGGGAAAGUUGCGGCGCGAAGUGAAGGAGUACCUGAACGGGCUAGGCGUGACGGUCAGAGAGUAUAAUGACGUGUGGGCGUUUUUGAGGUUGAGGGAGUGGGGCGAUGGGAAGAUCCUCAUUAGCGGCACAACGACAUACGCCAUCGCGCUCAUGCUCACCAACUUCCGCUACACGCACGCGGAGCCGAUUAUAGACGCCAUGAAGGGCGUGAAGAACGAGGUCGAGAUUCAGGGCUUGAAGCGCGCAUACACCCGCGACGGCGCCUGUUUCGUGCAGUUCUUCGCGUGGCUGGAAGAAGCGACAGCCAAAGGCGUCCAAGUAAGCGAAUGGGAAGCCGCCUGGCGCCUCACCGAGUUCCGCCGGCGCGCCAAGAACUACCGCGGCCUCGCAUACGAGAACAUCUCCGCCACGGGCCCGAACGCCGCGCUGCCGCACUACAGCCCGCUCAAGAGCGAUUGUCUGUUGAUCGACACGGAGACGCCGUAUUUGAACGAUUCGGGCGGGCAGUAUUUGGACGGGACUUGUGAUACGACGCGGACGGUGCAUUUGGGGCGGCCGAGCGAGGAGAUGUGUGAGGCGUUUACGAGGGUUUUGCAGGGGCAUAUCGCGAUCGACACGGCCGUCUUCCCCGCGAAAACGACGGGCCGGCAGCUCGACGUGCUCGCGCGGCACAAGCUCUGGCAGGACGGCCUGAACUACCUCCACGGCACAGGCCACGGCUUCGGGAGCUACCUGAACGUGCACGAGGGCCUGCACAGCUUCUCGAACGAGGUCGCGCUCGUGCCGGGGCAUGUCAUUACGAAUGAGCCGGGGUAUUAUAAGAACGGGCACUUCGGGAUCCGGCUCGAGAGCGCGCUCGUCGUGCGCGCCGUGCGGACCAAGCGCGAGCACAACGGCCCGAUCUGGCUCGGCUUUGAGCGCCUGACGUGUGUGCCGAUCCAGACGAAGAUGUGCGUGGAGGAGCUGAUGAGCCGCGAGGAGCGCGAGUGGGUUAAGGAGCACAACAGGGAGUGCGUGGAGCGGCUCGAGCCGCUGCUCAGAGACGAUAAGCGCGCGUUGAGGUGGUUGAAGCGGCAGGCGGAGCGGCCGUUGGGCGUGCAGCCUGUUGGGCCCGGCGGGGUGCUUAUUGAGUGGGAGUAG
Molecule: messenger RNA, 2349 nt
Organism: Peniophora sp. CBMAI 1063
Lineage: Eukaryota; Fungi; Basidiomycota; Agaricomycetes; Russulales; Peniophoraceae
Source: the annotation of a GenBank genome assembly